Messenger RNA from Triticum urartu, 2730 nucleotides. RefSeq names its product transcription termination factor MTERF15, mitochondrial. Gene Ontology annotation, molecular function: double-stranded DNA binding. Gene Ontology annotation, biological process: regulation of DNA-templated transcription. Lineage: Eukaryota; Viridiplantae; Streptophyta; Magnoliopsida; Poales; Poaceae. The record is from RefSeq and is a predicted model, not a curated record.
GCCGUCGUCGCCAAAGAUCCGCACUUCCUCGGCGCCGAAGUGGACAAAACCCUGGCCCCCGUCGUCGCCGGGCUAACCGGCCUCGGCCUGUCUAGUCCUGAGAUCGCUCGCAUCGUCUCGCUCGCCCCCGACGGCUUCCGCCGUAGAUCCAUACUCUCCAGGCUGCUCAAGCGCUCGUCCUGCCUGUUGUUUUCGGACCUCGACAAGGUUGUCAAGCCCAAUGUUGUGUUCCUCAGGGAGUGCGGGCUAGGUGAUUCUGAUAUUGCCAAGCUGUGUAUCCAUGGGCCGAGGAUGCUCACCACCAACCCGGAGCGCGUCCGGGCGAUGGUGACAUGCGCCGAAGGUAUAGGCGUGCCCCGUGGCUCUGCGAUGUUCAGAAAAGCCCUACAUGCUGUCGCAUUCCAAAGCAAGGAGAAGAUUGCCGCCAAAGUGGACUACUUGAAAAAUACCUUCAGGUGGUCUGAUGCCGAAGUGAGAAUUGCUGUGCGCAAGUAUCCGGGUGUGCUGAGGAAGUCAAAGGAAUCUCUGAACCGCAGGUCCGAGUUCUUGUUCUCUAAGGUGGGGCUGGAACCCGUGUACAUUGCUCAUCGACCGGAAAUACUUUCUUAUAGCAUGGAGGGCCGACUCAGACCUCGGUACUAUGUUAUCAAGUUUCUCAAGCAAAAUGGACUGCUAGAUUGUGACUUGAGCUUAUAUUCUUCGAUCAAGAUGACUGAGAAGGUAUUUGUGGAGAAGCUCAUAUGCCCUCACAAGGAAGCUGCACCACACCUCGCUGAAGAUUAUGCAGCAGCUUGCAAAGGGGAAGUGCCAACUAAUUUCAGAUUUACAUGAACAAAAAAGGUCUAUGGAAAUUGGUUACAGUGUAUGGUGCAACAAAGUUACCACCCUGCGUGUAAGCUGUAUUUCCUGUUUCGGUGUUCUUUGCCUUACUUGAUGUUGUUUGUUCUCUGUAGUAUGCCUGUUACAUGCCACUUGAUCAUUGCUAAAUGCUAACUCCCUAUGAAGCUGGCACUUUAAUUCCUGAACCCCCAUAUAUGUUGAUAUUGUCAUUCCUUAGAGAAGAACUCUGUAAAUGAGAAGUUUAUUGAUAUAUAUGUGAUUCCGACUUCCAUUGAAGAUCAUGGAAAUUGGGUGUGUGGGUGGACCAAUUUUGUGUUUAAACCAGCACCGGAGCAUAAUAUGGUGAUGUUUAGUUACGGUAAUCUAACAUCACCAUAUUAUGCUCGGGAGCAUAAUAUGGACCAGUUUUGACUGAAGAAGUGGAUGUUUCAAUUGAUGCGUCAGAUCAAAUAUGUAUAUGUGAUUGAGAUGAGUUGUAUAUUUCUGAGGUUUACAUUGCAAUGAGCACUGUUCUUAGAAACACAAAACUGAAUUUAUAUACUAGGCCCGCAUGAUUGUUUUCCCUCAGCAAGGUCACCGCAGCUGUUUCCUUAACUUACAUUUUUCUUCUACGGUAAGAUACUAAUAUCCAAUACAUAGUAGCGACAUUAAGUUCUUGGCAGACUAAGAAGUCUAUGGCUGAAGAAUAAAAGAAUCGACGCUAUCAUGUCUUACCACCGUUAUGGAGAAAACAAGGGGUGCAGCUUAGUCGGGCUUACUGUUCAGAUCCCCAUGAGUUCCCAUCUUUUGGUUUUCCUUUUCUAUGAGGUGAACCAUUUCAGAAACCGGCAUUGUGUUGGCGCACAUAUAUAGUUUCUAACUUGCAGCCAGAACCAUUUAACAAGUAUCGACAACUUGCACAAGUAAAGGGAGUAUCCACAUCCAUUAUCUUGACAUAUAAAUUCUGUUCCUUUUCUAUACUGCUGACACAACAGGAGACCUAUGAUCUAGUGUUAUCAGCGUGUUCCUUAGACAUAUUCUGCUUUAGUUUUAUUCUGUUGCAGUUAAUAAUGCAUCUUCAGUUCCUUCCAUUUAUUUGUUACUUUUGCAAGACUGAAUACGAAUUCUGACCAUUAUAUGUGAUAUGAAAUAAUGAAAUGGAAAAUACGAAAGAUUGUGACAAUACAAAUUUAUUGAGCGAUUGCAGGUCUUAGCAAAGGCGAUCAAAACCAAAGGAGAAAUAAUUUGGGAAGGAGAGGAAAUUACAGCCCAGGAGAGGAGGAGACAGAUAACCCAAACUCAUAGAAAUAGAGACAGUGGUGGAUCUUGAAGGACUCCAGGACUCUCUCCCUGCCGUCGUCGGCGGCAUGGUAUGCCUCCAUGAACUCCUGGUACUUGGGCGGAUUCCCUGCUUCGUGCACCGUCUCCAGUAUCGGGCCUAUGCGGCAUUCCAUCUUGGGCAUGGCUAUGGAGUUGGUGACUAGAUAGUGCUGUGCUUGACCCACACCAGCACCCCAUUGCUAUUGGUGAUUACAUAUAUCUCAAUGACUCCGUCUGGUGCCCAAGUUGAUGACAAAUGCAUCGGGUACUGUGGGACGAUGAGCCACCUCUGACACCCUGGGAUUGGGAGAGCACGGUGAGGAGGUGGGGGUCGCAGUGUGGGAAGAAGCCAAGCGUGACAGUGACAGUCGGGUCUGGGCAUGGCGGGUAGUAGUUCACGUUUAUCUGGGCCACCGCCUCAGAGGUGGGUGAGCCGGAGCGGUGUCUGACAAAACCAAAGCGCGUGACUGUACCUGUCAGAAGCCGAACUCCUGGCCAGCCUGGAUGACAUGGCUGAAUGGUCUCAUCCAAUUAUAUUUUUCCAAAUCAUGGUUGAACGAAUUAUAUGUUGUCAGUUCCAUUUUUUUCCCA